Rana temporaria (common frog) is the source of this 2613-nucleotide messenger RNA. RefSeq lists its product as uncharacterized. The record is from RefSeq and is a predicted model, not a curated record. Bases 46 to 2613 code for a protein of 855 amino acids. NCBI's taxonomy places the organism in Eukaryota, Metazoa, Chordata, Amphibia, Anura, Ranidae. The transcript has 21 exons.
UCUGCCGGGAUCACAAAUCUCGGGAUAUCACCCCGAUCCCUCAUUAUGGGGCUCCUCUGGAUUGCGGCACUUCUUGCCGCAGCAAACUCCUUACUACUAUAUGCUGAAGGCAGUCCAUGGCCUAUGAACAGGCAACACAGACUUCAGACUCGCAUCCGGUUUCCACCAAGCAAGCGGAUCCACAGGUAUUAUGAAGAUUAUUUCCAGGAUUUUACACCGCGGCUAAGUACAACUCGGUAUUGGAUGGAUCCGGGUCCUAAAAUUGGAAACCCUCCUACUCAAGUGGAAACAAGCCCUGAUAUUGGAAGUCUCUGGGAGUCUGAAAUAGAAGACAUCAAAAAAUAUUCCACGGCAGCGUACAAUGUGGCUCCCAAAGGAAAAACGUCUCAAUCCAGCACUAAGAAGCGAGCAGCUUCCACAUAUGCAACCGAUGGCCAGCUCUCUUCUCAAUGUGCUUCAACUGAAGUGGAAUAUGGGCCCUGGUGGAAUCUAGAUCUAGGAUCAAACCACGUUAUCUUCUCUGUGGCCAUUACGAACAGGAGAGACUGUUGUGCCGAGGACCUGAGCGGAGCUGAAAUCCGGAUAGGAAACAUCGAGGACUGGAGGGAGAACCCAAGCUGUGGCUCUGUGUCCUCGAUCGGUCUCGGAGAAACCUACUCCUUUACCUGCCACGGACUGGAGGGACGGUUUGUCACCAUUGCAAUACGGGGGAAGAACGUAUCUCUGACCUUGUGUGAAGUACAGGUGUUUGGCCGGCCCAAAAAAAACUCAGUUGAUGAAAGUUGGACUAUAAGUCAGACGUGGCAGGGUCGGCACCAUGGAGCUCCCAAUGUGGCUCCAAAAGGAACAGCCACCCAAUCCAGCACUCAUGCGUCCCAAGCCAAAGAGGCCAUUGAUGGCUCAUUGUCAAACAAUCACCCGCACUGCAGUCACACAUUGUACGACCUUGAGCCUUGGUGGAAUUUGGAUCUGAACUCCAGAAUGAGGAUCCUCUCCGUCGCCAUCACCAACCGAGAAGAAUGUUGCGGCUUCAGACUUAACGGGGCCGAAAUUCGCAUUGGAUUCUCCAAAGAUGAUGUAAGAAAAAACACAAGGUGUGCCAUCCUUACCAGUGUGAACCAAGGAGAAACUCUCGCCGUCAACUGCCAUGGCAUUGAGGGGCGCUACGUAACUGUUUUCAUCCCGUAUCGUAGAGAGUACCUCACCCUCUGUGAGGUCCAGGUCUUUGCUCUUCCAUCUGAUGAGCCAGAAAGCGUUCCAGGUACGGAAGUUCCCACCCAACUUCCGAAGUCCGAGCAACCUAAAGAGGAACAGGAUCCUCUCGAACCUGAAAAGGAGCCAAAAAAUCUGAAAGCAGUCCCGGUGCCAAAAAUUGCUUUGAAGAAAGCCUCUCAGUCCAGCACUUACGGAGUCAGCUCGUCCAGAAAUGCCAUUGAUAAUAACUUGGGCAACAAAGCACCCGAGACAGGCUGCGCGGUGACCGAGGUCCAGUAUGAACCAUGGUGGACCGUCUCACUGGAAUCCAACUACAUCAUCUCCGCCGUCGCCAUCACCAACAGAGGGGACUGUUGUGCGUCUGAUCUGGACGGAGCCGAGAUUCGUGUAGGGUAUCAUGAUGCGGACUGGAGGAGGAAUCCCAUCUGCGGCAGAGUGUCCUCUAUUGCACUUGGGAAGACACAAUUGUUUCAAUGCGAAGGAAUGGGAGGGAAAUUUGUGACCAUCGUUAUCCCGGACAGGAACACAUCUCUUUCCCUGUGCGAGGUGCAGGUGUUUGGAGUCAAGGUGGACAAACCUGUUUCCUAUUGUUCCUGGGAUGAAGAUGUUGAACUGAGGGAGAAAAACCACGGUGCUACAAAUAUGGCCCCACAAGGAUUAGCAUCUCAGCCAUCAUACGGCGGGUACAUAUAUGGCAGAGAAGCUGCGUUGGCCAUUGAUGAAAAUCUCAAUAGCGAUUUCUAUGGUGGCAGCUGUACCCACACCAGUGAGGAAUGGGAACCUUGGUGGACGGUGGAUUUAAAAUCCAGAAUGAAUGUUUCAUCCGUCGUCCUAACCAUUCGAAGCGAUUGCUGCACGCAGAGGUUCUAUGGGGCCGAGAUCCGCAUAGGGGACUCCAAAGAUCGAGCCAAUCCCAGAUGUGCUCAGAUUCCAUCCCACCUUGAUCCCGGAGACACCUUCUACUUUGACUGUGAAGGAAUGGAAGGGCGCUAUGUGUCCAUUGUUAUCCCGAAACGCAAGGAGUGGCUACAUAUCUGUGAAGUUCAGGUGUUUGCCAAACCCACCGAGAGCCAAUCAGAGGACAGAGAAGUGAAACCAAAAGAUGAAGAUGGAAAUAAAGUAUCUAAGUCGAAAGUAGAAACGGUUUUUGCAAAAGAAAUUAUACUGUCCAAGGUAUCUCUGUCCAGUACAAAGACCAACGCUGAGGUGAAGCCACCACAAGAUCCAACCAAGUGUGCCAUAACCGAAGAGGAGUACGAGCCAUGGUGGAGAACAGAUCUUCGUAAAACCUAUACAAUUCACUCCGUGGCACUGACCAAUAGAGGUGGUUCUGAUCUCACCGGGGCCGAGAUUCGUGUCGGACACAAUGGCUCGGACUGGAAGAAUAGCAGCAUGUGA